Capsicum annuum is the source of this 1182-nucleotide messenger RNA. Its product is annotated as annexin D4. The record is from RefSeq and is a predicted model, not a curated record. Bases 73 to 1020 code for a protein of 315 amino acids. NCBI's taxonomy places the organism in Eukaryota, Viridiplantae, Streptophyta, Magnoliopsida, Solanales, Solanaceae. The transcript has 5 exons. Gene Ontology annotation, molecular function: calcium-dependent phospholipid binding; calcium ion binding. Gene Ontology annotation, cellular component: cytoplasm.
ACAAAGUCCCACACCUCAACUCUCUCAACACAAAAAGAAAAAAAAAAAGUCAAUCACAAAAAUAACAGGAAAAUGGCAGAUGUUGAUCCAUAUGUAGCUCUCACAAAGGCUUUCUCAGGACUUGGUGUGGAUGAGAAAUUGUUCAUCUCAUUACUGGGGAAAUGGGAUCGCAAUGAGAGGGAAUCCUACAGAUCACACACUACUGGUAUAUUCGUAGAAGAUGAACGCCAAUUCCAGAGAUGGAAUGAUCACCAUCUCCUCCAGCUUCGUCAGGAAUUUUUGCGUCUUAAGGAUGCUGUAGUGGUGUAUACAAUGCAUCCAUGGGAAAGAGAUGCUCGUUUGUUUAACGAGGCAUUAUUGAAAGGAUCUCAACAUCAUAUUCUCAUCGAGACUGCUUGCACUCGAUCUUCUCAACAACUUUUGGGCGCAAGACAUGCCUAUCAUUCCCUUUUCGAACACUCUAUUGAGGAAGAUAUAGCAUUCCGUAUCAAAACUCCUGAAAGAAAGCUUCUAGUUGCUCUUGUGAGUUCCCACCGUUAUGAAGGGCCACGAGUUGACAGCAACCUUGCAAAAGCUGAGGCUAUGGUGUUUGUGAAUGCAAUAAAAAAUGCUGACACGAUGGAGCAGCUGGUUGAAGAUGAAGAGAUUGUGAGGAUACUCUCAACUAGAAGCAAGCUCCGUCUUAAGGCCAUCUAUGACCACUACAAGGAAAUCACUGGCAACUUCUUGGACGAGGAUCUUGAUGGUGACUUGACCUUGAAACAAGUAGUUCAAUGCCUUUGUGCACCUCAAGCAUACUUCAGCAAUAUUUUGAUCUCGUCCUUAAGAUUGGAUGUGGAGGAAUCUGCUAAAGACUCAGUGACCCGAAUCAUGGUUACGAAAGCAGACGACGAAGAUAUGAAGUUGAUCAAAGAAGAAUUCCAGAGCAAAUAUGGAACUCCUCUGGCUGCAAAGAUUAAAGAUGUUGCUAAUGGAAGCUACAGGGAUUUCUUGCUCACCAUAAUUUCAAAAUCUGACUAAUUGUUUGGCCAAGAUUUUGGCAUCUCUGAAAUUCCAUGUUCGUUUCCCCUUUGCUUUUCUUUUCAAGUCUUUCGCUCAAAUUAUGUACGAUUUCAGUGUUUCCACUUCAAAUGAGUAAUUUCGACAUCAUACUUUUAGCUUCUUGAUUCUACUUUUCAUUGA